Messenger RNA from Trichophyton benhamiae CBS 112371, 804 nucleotides. RefSeq lists its product as uncharacterized. The transcript has 3 exons. The coding region runs from base 1 to 804 and encodes 267 amino acids. Lineage: Eukaryota; Fungi; Ascomycota; Eurotiomycetes; Onygenales; Arthrodermataceae. The record is from RefSeq and is a predicted model, not a curated record.
AUGCUCCCCUUUAAGGGUGGAGAGCAUCUGGCUAUAGCAGACAGUGCUAUCCCAGGGCGUCGAGAUUACCCCGUCGACACGGAGGACUCCGUUCAGGAAAAGUGUAAGUACAGUGAUGUCGCCACCAUAGCAAGGUCCCCAGGCAGGAGAUGGUUGGCCAGCCAGAAUGAACAAGAACCAUUCAAUUAUACGGUGAAUCAAGAUAACCACUUGAAAAUCCUACUGCUCUCGUUGGACGACGGUAGAAACUCGGAGAUUUCCAGCAGCCUUAUCUUGUCAACUUUUUCCGACGCCGAGAGUGGUGAUGAUGUCAUGGCCAGUUCUGGCUAUAUACUACAAAACUUGCGCUUUGUUGCUGCUGCUGCUGCUGCGGCUGCUGCGGCUUCUUCCAAUGAAUUCAAUCGUUUUGCUUUUUGGCGUGGCUCUGGCGCCGAGGACCAAAGUGUGAACCGCGUGAAGAAAGGGGACACCACGGAUCCGCAAACUGAAGCCACUAGGUCGGGCCUUAAGGAGAAAGAGGAAAAGAAAGGCUUACAUGACUUGUCGAAAAGCCAAUCCACGACAGAGAGGGACCAGCAGAAGUCAACAUGCAAAACAGAGGAGGAAUUUCCCAAGGCACCGAAACCGGUAAUUGGAAUGACGGACGAACGGGGCGAGGUCAGUACUAAUAGGAUGCCAAUUCCUGUUUCAAUAUUCACUGAGGGUGGGUGGCUGAUAUUUGCAUUCGUGAGUGGCGCAGAAGGGUGCAUAAGUAUGGUCCACCGGGAGCAGAAAUCAGAGGAUCUGGAGAUAUUCCCGGUCUAG